This is a messenger RNA of Octopus sinensis (East Asian common octopus), 3209 nucleotides long. Its product is annotated as chitotriosidase-1. Gene Ontology annotation, molecular function: chitinase activity; chitin binding. Bases 83 to 1561 code for a protein of 492 amino acids. Gene Ontology annotation, biological process: carbohydrate metabolic process; chitin catabolic process. The transcript is spliced from 10 exons. NCBI's taxonomy places the organism in Eukaryota, Metazoa, Mollusca, Cephalopoda, Octopoda, Octopodidae. Gene Ontology annotation, cellular component: extracellular region. The record is from RefSeq and is a predicted model, not a curated record.
CCCGAUGUCGUAUGGAUCAGAGUCAAAAAUACUCUGAUACUUGGUAAGAAACGUUGCUCCUGUAUCCCGGGUUGUUGCUGUGAUGGUGAAAAUGUCGUCUGCUCGAAUAUGUGCCUUGUGUCUGCAGUUGUGUUUGGUGUGGGCAUUCCUAUUCCAGAACAUCGAAGGUAAUCGCAAAGUUGUCUGCUACUACAGCAGUUCUGCCAAUGACAGGCUUGGUAUCGGCCGAUUCGAACCAGAAAAUAUCGAUCCAUAUCUGUGCACCCAUAUCAUCUAUGCAUUUGUCGAUAUGAACGGUCUGUAUCUGAAACCAUCCAGAAAUCUCGAUUCAGAAUAUUACCAGAGAACUCUUGCCUUGAAGAAGCAGAACCCUCAACUGCGAGUGCUGUUAACGGUCGGUGGAUGGAAUAUUGGUUCAAAACCUUUUCUGGAAAUGAUUCAAUCCCAAUAUACUAUGGCGCAAUGGAGCCAAAAUGUAAUCAACUAUCUCCGUAGAUAUGGUUUCGAUGGUUUAGACAUGGACUGGGAAUUCCCUGGGGCCAGAGGAAGUCUACCAAGAGAUAAACAUGCUUUCACAGUCAUGCUCAAGAUUUUGCAAGACUCUUUCAGGCGGGAAUCACAGCAAACUGGCAACGAGAAACUCAUCCUUACCCUGGCUACUGCAUCCGGAUCUUAUUAUAUCGGAAAAGCUUACGAAACUACAGAAAUUGUCAAAUAUAUUGACUACAUGCUCUUGAUGACCUACAACUAUCACGGUUUGUGGGAGAAACAAACGGGACACCAUAGCCCUCUGUACGGUUCGGCCUCAGAUCCUCCAGGUGAACAAUCACAACUGAAUCAGGUUUGGUCCAUAAAUUUUUGGCUCAGGCAGGGCAUGCCACGUGACCGUUUGAUUGUAGGUAUUGCUACGUAUGGUAUGAGUUUUACUCUAGCUAAUCCAGCAGUGAAUGGCAUACGCGCCCCAGCAGUAAGAUCAAACGUAUCUGCAGAUAGAGGAGGACGACCAGGCCCUCAAACAAACGAAGCUGGUAUACUGUCAUUCUAUGAGAUAUGUACCUACCAGAAGGGACCGAAUCCGUGGCGCCGAAUCUGGUUGAAUGAUAUGAAAGUACCCUACGCCUAUGGUGGGGACCAGUGGGUUGGUUAUGAUGAUCUUGAAAGCAUUACAUACAAGGCUAAUUAUAUUGUCAACAACAACCUGGGUGGUGCCUUUUUAUGGUCAGUCGAGAUGGAUGACUUUAACAACGUGUGCGGCUAUGGCAGAUACCCUUUGAUCAUGAAAAUCGACGAGAUUCUCAAACCAUGGCAAUGGACUCCAACUGUACGACCGACACUGGGCCCUGUCACUACUGCAAACCCUGUUACUCUUUUCCCGCCGUCCAACACCUUUGACUGCAGCUAUCGUCUAGAUGGAAUCUACUAUGUACCUCGCGACUGCAGGCUGUAUGUGCUCUGCAUGGAGGCAAAAGCAUUCGUGUUGAAAUGCCCAACAAACACACUAUUCGACAGGCAACUUAAGUUGUGCAACUACAAGGCCCUCGUCAAAAACUGCAAUUAUUAAACCAACCAAGUGAUCUUGUUUGUGUGUAUAGCGGGAGAUAAAGGCAGGUUUUCUUAACAUGUAGACUACUUCUACUUCAUUUGCACGAAGUCAUUUUUCUCAAUUUGUUAUUGUUGUAUCUAAUAGUGUGAUUGUUUAUGUUAAAUUAUGUUUUGUUUCAUAUUAGAACAUGUAGAUGAUUGUAAAUCGUUAAGAGAGCGAUGAAUGGUAAAAAAUCGAUAGAAUGCGCGACAAAAAUACUUCGGUUUUCAGUUACAUCCCUUUACGUUUUGAAUUCAAAUCUUACCAGGGUUUUAUUUUCUUCUUUCAUGCUCCCAAAGUCAACAAUCAUAAAUAUUGCACCAUUCAUAUACUGAUGUUAAUCCAUUCCUUCGGUAGGCAUAUUUCUUCGCGAGAAAUUUGUGGGCUUUAAUCUUGUUCCUCAGAAAGCACAUUUUUUUUUUUUUUGAGAACUCACUGAAAACGGAACAAUUUCGAAAAUCGACGGAUUUUUAUGCUAAUUAUUAUUAGUAUUAUUAUUAGUGAGACGGCGAGCUAGCAGAACUGUUAGCCUAGUGGCAUUUCGUCCGACUUUGUUUUGAGUUCAAAUUUCGCCGAGGUCGACUUUGCCUUUCAUCCUUUCGAAGCCGAUAAAAUAAGUACCAGUCGAGCACUGGGGAUCAAAGUAGUCGACUAGCUCUUUCCCCAUAAAUUCCAAGCCUUUUCCUUAUUAUUAUUAUCUGAGACAGUGAGCUGGCAGGAUCGUAAGCGAGUUCGAUAAAAUGCUUAGCGGCAUUUCCUCCGGCUUUUUCAUUCUGACCUCAAACGUCGCCGAGCUCAACUUUGCCUUUCGUCCUUUCCGUUUCAAUAAAAUAAAGUGCCAUCAGGUACUGGAGUCGAUGCAAUCCUCUUGUUCCUUUUCUCAAAACUGCUGACCUUGCAUCAAAAUCAGAAAAAUUAUUAGUAUAUAGUUUCGUGUAUUUAUGUUCUGUGAUCAUUCUCGCAGAAGUCGACUUUGUAGAAUUGGUUAAAGAAGUACUCGUCAAAUACGGGACUCUAUAUAAUCAAAUAUUUGCUUUCCCCAAAGCAAGAUAAACUUGUGCCUAUAUCCGAAAAGAUUUUUUAUAUGGUGGGAAGAACGUGGAAAUAUAAUAUAGAAUAAGUAAUCAAGUUAAAUAUAUAAGAAUAAUAAACAUACUUAAGAAAUAAUCCUUAUAUUCAGUAUUUGCCAUGUAUGUAUGUAUAUAUAUAUAUAUAUAUAUAUAUAUAUAUAUAUAUAUAUAUAUAUAUAUAUAAAAUCAAACACGUGUGUUUGAAAAAUUGAACAACGAAAAGGCUUACACACGAUUCGAAAACUUCAUCCCAAAAGGUUCGUAUCGUUUUAAACAGUUAACCUAUAAGAAAAUUUUUCAUCAAAUAUUGUGACUGUAUCAAGUAUUCUUUGCAUAUAUAUAUAUAUAUAUAUAUAUGCGUGUGUGUGUGAUGUUCUUAAAUUUUGUUUUUUAUGUUAUUUUUAAUUUUUUUAUAUGUGAGUUAAUCAGGUCCUAUUAAUUUGAGGACUACAUUGGGAGCUGUCAUUGUCUCUGUUUAGAAAUUUUGGGGAAAAAAAACAUACCAAAACAUAUUCUCAUUAAAUAAUCCAAUAAACAUCACUUUCAUUGGUAUCUAG